GUGACUCACAGCUUUAAUCCCAUCACUCAAGAGGCAGAGGCAGGUUUAUCUCUAUGAAUUCUUCUGGACAGCCUGGUCUACAUAGAGAAACAGUUGGCCUUCCUGAUCAGCUGGGAAGCUGUCCAGGAAAGGAAAGGGUAUCCUGAGACAUGGGAGCCCAGAAACCACACGGCUCUGACUGGAGACCUCCUCAGCAGCGACACUGCAGUUCCCAGGGGAGAGUUACCCCAACCCCUGAAGAACUAAGAUGCUUAGUAGCCUGAGCUCCACUCCUUCUCUGCUCCUUCUCUUCUGAGCUUCUUGGCUUCUUCCAAUGACAGAGGCCCACUAAGCAGUAAAUCUCUUAAAUAGCAUUUACUGGAGGGACAAAUCCAGGAGAGGAAGAACAAAUUCAGCAGUGGCCAGCUCUGCUUCCAGGAGAAGACCCCAGAGAACUGCACAAACCCAGCCUUAAGGGAUGACCAGAGAUGACCAUUCAGACACAGUUUAUAGCCAAUCGAAAGUCUUUAUUUCAGAUGAUGUGACUACACUCAGGGGAGGAAUAACCACACCAAAGAAAGUGUCAUGCCCUCUAAGAAGGAACCUUCCGGAGUCACUGACCACCCCACCCCUGGGCCCACAGAGGAGAGACAUGAAUUAUUAAGGGGAAUUUGAGAAGCUCAGAAGCCAUGGAGCCUGGGAAGGUGGUGAGCACAGGGGCCGCUGUGGCUCAGGCAGCUCUGUGCCCUUCAGGGGCUCAUGCUGUCUCUCCCAUCCCACCUGCCAAACUGAUCGUGGUGGUGGAAGUGGAGCCGGGCCAGGGAUCAGGCUCCAAGGAGACCCAUGGCCCCACACUUCUUUUGGAUGGAUCCAAGAGCCUUCACCUGCGUCAGCCGGGCACUCUGGAGCCCCAGGAACACCACCUCACCUUUGACUCAGUGCUGGGCCCUGGUGCGACUCAGGAAGCAGAGCAGGAGAUGUUGACACAAAUCCAACCUAUGCUGGCCUACGUGGCCCAAGGGUACAAUAUAGCCCUGCUGCUCCAGGGCCGGGAAACGGAGGCACCCCGCUUUGUGCCUCAGGUCCUACAGAUGCUGUUUGAGGAAGCUCUGCCUCUCUGCAGCUCUGGUCCUGUGCUUUGUACUCUCAGUUUGGUGCAGAUUAGCUCCAGUGGGCAGACUCGGGACCUGCUCUCCCCAUGUCUGGAGGACCUGCCAGUACUGGAUGUGGCCCCUCUGGGCUUGGUUGUCAAAGAUGCCAGUGAAGUAGAAGUGUCUGAUGCCCAAGCUGCCUCUGAGCUGUACCUAAAGGCUGCUGUGAGUGAAGGCAGCCAUGUCCUCUGCAGGGCCUGUUCUCUGCUCACCCUUACCAUGUCCUGCCCUGGGCCUGAGACCCAGCAACUGUGGCGGGGUACCCUGAGGAUCAUGCAGCUUCCAGGAGACCCAGACUGCCCCCUGCUGCGAGUGCUGGCUGGUGAAGCUGCUGCUGAGGAAGAGGUGGAGGGCUCUCUGCCCUGGAUUGUCUCCUGGCUCCUGGAGGGAAACAGCUACAGUAGUUUACUUCUUCGUCUGGACCCGCAAGGUAGCUCCUCAAGUUUGCUCCAGAGUGCUCUGUUGGGGGCCGCACGAAAGAGGGUGCAAUUGAAAGAGGUGAGGCCCACCCUGUGGAAUGCAGCAGAGGAGAUAAGGGCCCGAAGGGCCACUCUGAAGACGCUGCGUUUAGGCCUCCUUGGAGACACCUUGACAGACGGUGGGUUGAACCAACUAGGAAGAGCCAUUUGGGAGCUACAGGUGGUAAAAGCCUGGGCCCCAAGAAGCCAUGUGCCCAAAGGGGCUAGAGCUGAGUCUAUGGAGCUCCCUGAACCACAGGUUGAAGGCAAGCCACUGAACUACUGUAAGCAGGGAAGACACUCCGCUCAAUCAUCAGAGGCAGAAAUAAGAGGAUUUCUAGGGUCUGGGCUCCACCAAAAGCAUCUUCUCAGGAGCUCCAAGGAACAGGUCCUUCAGGCCCCAGACGUGGCCCUGCAGUUCUUUCUGGCCCAGGCCCGGAGGCAGAGACUUCGAGAGGAACACAGGAUUCGGCUCCAGAAAGAGCUGAAACGUUUGGAAUACCAGGAGAAAGUGGCCUGUAAAGAGACCAAAGGGAUGGUGGCAGAAGAGGCUUGUGAGGAGAAAGAGACACAGCAGAAGGAGCAGAUGGUGCUAAAACUUCAGGUAGAAGCCCUGCAGGCAGAAAGGAACAUGGCAGAGCAAGAUCUGGUGGCCCUCUAUGACUUGUAUGUACAGGUGACCCGAGCUCGGACAUGCCACUUGCUGCAGGUAUUCCAAGCCUGGCAGGGGCUGUGGGAGGAGAAGGCUGUGGCUACAGAACAUCAUCACCGAAGUCUGCUGGCUGCUGUCCUCCAAGACACCAUUGAUCUGGCCUUAAAGAACCAGGAACUCCAGGCCCAGAAUCAGCAGCUUGAGCAGAGUGCAGGCAGGGCCAGCCAUGCUGGAGUCCUGCCCAGAGAGAAACCUGGUCAGGAAUACUUUGGGGCUACUUUCCCUUGUCCUCAUUCAUGAGGGCCCCAGAAGGGAGAAGGUGGGGCAUACCAACCAAGAUGGCUCUCAUUACAGCUAAUUACUACCACCCCUAACCAUGUUGCCUUGUACCAGUUUCACUAAGUC
Meriones unguiculatus (Mongolian gerbil) is the source of this 2645-nucleotide messenger RNA. RefSeq lists its product as uncharacterized. Gene Ontology annotation, biological process: microtubule-based movement. Gene Ontology annotation, molecular function: microtubule motor activity; ATP binding; microtubule binding. The coding region runs from base 669 to 2540 and encodes 623 amino acids. NCBI's taxonomy places the organism in Eukaryota, Metazoa, Chordata, Mammalia, Rodentia, Muridae. The record is from RefSeq and is a predicted model, not a curated record. The transcript is spliced from 18 exons.